AUGAUUACUCUCAUCAUUUUCACAAUUCUAUGUACCGAUCUAAUCAUCAACUGUUUUCCGGCCACCGGCAUUUCAACCAUCAAAGUUGGUGACCAAUUAAACCUCACUUCUCAACUUGUUUCGCCUAGUAGUAACUUCACAUUAGGAUUUUUCACCAUUCCUUCCACAAACUACACUUAUUUAGGAAUCUGGUAUACCGGUGAUGAUCAAGUCAGGAAAGUAUGGAUAGCCAACCCAUCCACACCGAUCGUAUCUAGCUCAUCUCAAGUCCUCCUCAUGAUCCAUCCCAACACUCAAAAACUGGUCAUUGUCGAUAGAGGAACGACCAUAGUGAAUAUUUCUUCAGAAAACAAUCAAUCUAGUCUAGAAUAUUCUAGCUUGGCUGCAAGUCUUGAAGACAAUGGUAAUUUCCAGCUCAAGAAUGAAAAUGACAUUAUUAUAUGGCAGAGUUUUGAUCAUCCCACUAAUGUACUUUUACCUGGUAUGAAACUCGGGUCGAAUUUCAAAACGGGCCAGACUUGGAACUUAACUUCUUGGUUGAGUGAUGACAUCCCUGAUUUGGGUGCUUUUACUCUAAGCUGGGAACCCAAUGGAGAAAACUCCCAAAGAUUUAUGGUUCGACGACGAGGUCAGCCAUAUUGGACUAGUGGGGAUUUGAGGAAUCAAGAAUUUGACUUCAUGAGUGUGAACACGUUACUACUUUCGCGGUAUAAUAUGAGUUACGUGUACAAUGAUGAAGAGAGGUAUUUCAGUUUUGAUAGCGUAAAUUAUCUUCAUCCCAUGUGGAUACUGAGACCACAAGGUCGAAUUGUAGAUGGUAGUGACCGUCGUUUAAUUUCUACCCAAGAUCUAUGUUAUGGGUUUGAUUUGGGUAAUGGGUGUGUUGCAGGCUCUAAUAUUCCUUCAUGCAGGAAUUCACAAGAUAAAUUUAGUCCGAUGAGUGGGGACUUCGAUCCUGAAAUGACGAGCAGCUCGUUUGAUGAUAAUUCUAGCAUAAGCAUAAGUGAUUGUAUGGUGAGCUGUUGGAAUGAUUGUGAGUGUUUGGGGUUUAUCUCAAGUAGUAGUAAUGGAACUGGCUGUUUUAAAUGGACCGGAACCAAAUCAGUUAGUAACUUUUCUAUUGAUAGGCAGGGGAACUCUGUUUUAAAGUAUGUGCUUAUUACCUCAGAUCGGAGUAAAGGAAAGGCUAAAAUCUGGAUCUGGGCACCCAUCGGUGCUGGCAUUUUUGUUCUUCUCUUUUGCUUUGGGCUGUUUUGGUGUCUUAAGAAAAGAAAGCUUAGUCGAGAAGAGAGACAAAUUGGAGAUGAUGUAGAUUUUCUUGAUACGAUAGAUUCAGAACGAUUCAACGAUGCAAGUGAUCUAGACAGCGAUAGAAGAAAAGGAAGUGACUUGGUGGUGUUCAGCUUUGCUUCUAUAGUAACAGCGACAGAUGACUUCUCUAGUGAAAAUAAGCUUGGACAGGGUGGUUUCGGACCGGUUUAUAAGGGGAUACUUAGUGACCAUCGAGAAAUUGCAAUUAAAAGGCUUUCAAGAACAUCCGGGCAAGGGCUUGUGGAAUUCAAGAAUGAACUCAUACUUAUUGCCAAACUUCAACAUACAAAUCUUGUUCGAGUUCUAGGUUGUUGUAUUCAUGGAGAAGAAAAGAUGUUGAUUUAUGAGUACAUGCCAAACAAGAGUUUGGACUACUUUCUGUUUGAUGAAACCAAGAAGACAAUGCUAGACUGGCCAAAAAGAUGGAACAUCAUUGAAGGAAUUGCUCAGGGAUUGCUUUACCUUCAUAAAUACUCAAGGCUGAGAGUUAUUCACCGAGAUCUUAAAGCCAGUAAUGUUCUGCUAGAUGAAAGUAUGAAUCCAAAGAUUUCUGACUUCGGCAUGGCCAGAAUUUUUAAACAUAAUGAGACAGAAGCAAUAACUAAAAGGGUGGUUGGAACGUAUGGUUACAUGUCUCCUGAGUAUGCAAUGGAAGGGGCUUUCUCGGAGAAGUCUGAUGUCUUCAGUUUUGGAGUCCUAAUCUUGGAAAUUGUGAGUGGAAGAAGAAAUAAUAAUAGGUUUUCUCAUCGUGACGAAAUGGUCACUCUAGUCGGAUAUGCAUGGGAGCUAUGGCAACAAGGGGAUGCAUUGCAACUAGAGGAUCCAACACUAGCCGGUACUUGUGACAUCAAUCAACUCUUAAAAACUAUUCACGUGGCUCUUCUUUGUGUACAAGAAAAUGCAGUAGAUAGACCGGUGAUGUCUGAUGUGAUCUCUAUGCUUAUCAAUGACACUGCAUCGUUACAUCCCCCAAAACGGACAGCAUUCUUCUUUCACGGAGCUGCAUCAGUGUCAACUAAUUCAUCUGAAAUAAAAUUGAAUGACCACUCUGUAAACAAGAUGACCAUUACAGAAAUGGAGGCUCGAUAAUACAUUUAUCAUGCAUUUUAUUGAUUUGUUCCUAUGUACUUGUACAAAUAGGGUAGAAUUAUAUGAACACAAAGAUUCCUGAUAGUAUAGCAGCGGCUCAUGUGGUGGGUUUUGGGUCCGCAUGUGGUGGAUAUCAGAUAUAUCUGAUUUUCAUAGUAACUGUUUUACAAAUUUUCAAAUUCAUAAAUUUAUAAUCAUAUCUUGUAAUCGUGUUUC
Erigeron canadensis is the source of this 2616-nucleotide messenger RNA. RefSeq names its product G-type lectin S-receptor-like serine/threonine-protein kinase CES101. Gene Ontology annotation, biological process: protein phosphorylation. The coding region runs from base 1 to 2400 and encodes 799 amino acids. Gene Ontology annotation, molecular function: ATP binding; protein serine/threonine kinase activity. The transcript is spliced from 7 exons. The record is from RefSeq and is a predicted model, not a curated record. NCBI's taxonomy places the organism in Eukaryota, Viridiplantae, Streptophyta, Magnoliopsida, Asterales, Asteraceae.